Messenger RNA from Cladophialophora bantiana CBS 173.52, 1398 nucleotides. RefSeq lists its product as uncharacterized. The coding region runs from base 1 to 1398 and encodes 465 amino acids. Lineage: Eukaryota; Fungi; Ascomycota; Eurotiomycetes; Chaetothyriales; Herpotrichiellaceae. Gene Ontology annotation, molecular function: heme binding; oxidoreductase activity, acting on paired donors, with incorporation or reduction of molecular oxygen; monooxygenase activity. The record is from RefSeq and is a predicted model, not a curated record. The transcript is spliced from 2 exons.
AUGCACCCUCUUCGAAAGGUUCCUGGACCAUUUCUGGCCAAGCUUACCAGCAAAUGGCUUGAAUACAAGGAUCACUCUGGCGUACGGACAGCCACCCUUCAUGAAAUGCACAAGAAAUAUGGACCUGUCGUCCGAAUUGCGCCCAAUGAAGUACUUUUCUCCAACCCAGCAGUCAUCAAGAAGAUUUACGGAUUCAACUCGUCCUACAUGAAAACUGCCUUCUAUAGCGGAUUCGAGGAACCGGGCAGACCCGUCUUGUUCACCUUGAGAGACAAGAUGAUCCAUCGAGAUCGCAGGAAGUUGAUGGCCCAUGCUUUCACCCAAUCCACGAUCAGUGCAGCGGAGCCUCUGGUAGCGGAGCAAGUGAGAAAGUUCAUUGGCCGAGUAACGCGUCAGAAUGGCGCCGCGUUGAAUGUUUACGCUUGGUUCCGUUCGCUCACCUUGGAUGUCGUCUCUUCUCUGUUCUUGGGGGAAGCAAUUGGAGCCCUCGACCAGGACAAGCCUCACGAAUACAUGAACAACAUCGAUGCUUAUUUCCAACUUGCUGGUCUAAAAUGGCAACUGCCUUGGCUUCUGCCGUUGACAUGGUGGAUUCCUCUGUCUUCGUGGCAACACUUUCAGGGAGCACAACGCAGGGUCUACAAUUAUGGCCGUGCGGCUUUUAAGGAAUACAUUGAACGGUACGGGCGAGAUUCGGGUCGGGAUGAUCCUUUGAAGAAAAUCAUCCACGGAGACAAAGAUCUCCCUCCACUGUCCGAUGAGCAGAUUUGUUGCGAGGUUGGCAGCGUCCUCGUUGCCGGUACAGAUACCACUGCCACCGUGCUGACAUACACUGCAUGGGAACUUGCUGUAAACUCUGGCAUACAAUCCCAGUUGCGAGAAGAACUCAAGACUGUAAAGAUGAACCCGGGUCCUUCGGGUGUCCCUCGGUACUCGGAAAUCGAGUCACUUCCUCUACUGGAUGGCAUUGUGCUCGAAGGGCUGCGACUACAUGGACCUGCAGUUGCAAGCCUACCUCGUCAGGUUCCUGCCGGAGGUGAUAUGAUCGACGGAUAUUUCAUUCCUGGAGAAACCACGGUGUCCAUGCAAGCUUACACCGUACACCACAACGAAAACAUCUUCCCGGAUGCGGAUACGUUUAAACCUGGAAGGUGGGCGGACGGUGGGACGCAACAGAUGAGAGAUGCAAGCCUGCAGUGGUCCAAAGGCUCACGCAUGUGCCCAGGACUGCAUCUCGCUACAAUGGAGCUCAAGAUGGUCCUUGCAUCGUUGGUCCUUGGAUGGACGAUCAGCGUGGGUGAAAGGAUGGAAGAGGACACCAUGGACAUGGUGGAUCAUUUCGUCCUUAUGCCAAAAGGCAAUUUCUGCGAUUUGGUCUUUGAACCGCUCAAGCCGUGA